Hippopotamus amphibius kiboko is the source of this 6318-nucleotide messenger RNA. RefSeq names its product translocation associated membrane protein 2 (gene TRAM2). Gene Ontology annotation, biological process: protein insertion into ER membrane; SRP-dependent cotranslational protein targeting to membrane, translocation. The record is from RefSeq and is a predicted model, not a curated record. Lineage: Eukaryota; Metazoa; Chordata; Mammalia; Artiodactyla; Hippopotamidae. Gene Ontology annotation, cellular component: endoplasmic reticulum membrane. Bases 104 to 1216 code for a protein of 370 amino acids. The transcript is spliced from 11 exons.
CGGGCGGCGGGCCGGCGGGCGGAGCGGGCCGGGGCUUGAGAAGUUUGCGCGGCGGCUCGUGAGCGCCGGGUGCGGGCCCCGCCGGCCGUGCGCGCCCGUUGCCAUGGCUUUCCGCCGGAGGACGAAAAGUUACCCGCUCUUCAGCCAGGAGUUCGUCAUCCACAACCAUGCGGACAUCGGCUUCUGCCUGGUGCUCUGCGUCCUCAUCGGGCUCAUGUUCGAGGUCACCGCCAAGACUGCCUUCCUAUUUAUUUUACCUCAGUAUAAUGUUAGCGUGCCUACAGCAGAUGGCGAGACGGUGCACUACCACUACGGGCCCAAGGACCUGGUCACCAUCUUGUUCUACAUCUUCAUCACCAUCAUCUUGCACGCUGUGGUGCAGGAGUACAUUUUAGACAAAAUCAGCAAACGGCUUCAUCUCUCCAAGGUCAAGCACAGCAAGUUCAACGAAUCUGGACAGCUGGUCGUCUUUCAUCUCAGCUCGGUGAUCUGGUGCUUCUACGUGGUGGUGACGGAAGGAUAUUUAACAAACCCAAGGAGCCUCUGGGAAGACUAUCCACAUGUGUACCUCCCCUUCCAGGUGAAGUUCUUCUACCUGUGUCAGCUGGCCUACUGGCUGCACGCCCUUCCCGAGCUCUACUUCCAGAAGGUACGGAAGGAGGAGGUCCCCCGGCAGCUCCAGUACAUCUGCCUGUACCUGGUCCACAUAGUGGGCGCGUACCUCUUAAACCUGAGCCGCCUGGGCCUGGUCCUGCUCCUGCUGCAGUACUUGACCGAGUUCCUCUUCCACACGGCCCGGCUCUGCUACUUCGCAGAUGAGAACAAUGAGAAGCUGUUUAACGCCUGGGCUGCUGUGUUUGGAGUCACCCGCCUCUUCAUUCUCACCCUCGCUGUGCUGGCCAUUGGCUUUGGCCUCGCUCGUGUGGAAAACCAGGCCUUUGACCCCGAGAAAGGCAACUUCAACACCUUACUUUGCAGGCUGUGCGUGCUGCUGCUGGUGUGCGCCGCCCAGGCCUGGCUCAUGUGGCGCUUCAUCCACUCCCAGCUGCGGCACUGGCGCGAGUACUGGAGUGAGCGGAGCGCCAAGCGCAGGGUGCCCGCCGCCCCCAGGCUGGCAGCCAGGCUCAUCAAGAGGGAGUCCGGUUACCACGAAAACGGAGUGGUGAAAGCAGAGAACGGAACCUCCACACGGACUAAGAAACUCAAGUCUCCUUAAGGCCAAAGUGCUGAGAACAGGAAUCCUCUCGUGGGGGCCCGGCAGGGAGGCCCCCCUUCCUGCUCCAGAUGCUCCGUCUCAAACAGCAGAAACCUGUCUUCCCACGGGGCCUUUUCCUCUUUCUCACAUCUUGGCUUUCUCUUCUUCUUCCUCCGUGAACCAUUCUCAAUAAAACCAAAAAUCUUCCUCAUUCCCUCCCUCAAGCCACCUCAUGUCCUCACCUCUGUCCUGUGUUGGGUUUUCUAGAAGCCCAGGCUCUCAUGGUUACCUUUCUGCUGGCCUCUUUCUCUUCCUUCACGGCUGUUUCUUUCUCUUUUUACUUGUGAAUUUACCCUAUUGUGCAAUUUUUCUGAGUCUGAUUUUUACGCGAGGAGGCUAAGCCUGCAGUGCUGGCGACUGACACCCAGCCCCUGGGACCUGAGUCGGAAGCCUCGUGCCAGGCAGCCUCCAUCGGGGCCGGCGGCAGCCCCUUGCUGAUCUCUGUGCGGAGGGGCAGCAGGAGGAGAGACUGCCCCACCCGGAUCAUCGUCUCCUAGGUGCUGAUGAACUGACGAGAUGUAUGAUUCCAGUUCUGCACACACCAUCUAGGGGCCCCGCGGGCCACUGCUAGUUGUCAGCGCCAAGGCAUUUGGCUUUGGGACACGAUGACUCGGUCCAGAAGGAUAGUGUUGACUGCAUCGGGUCCCGUGACUCAGGAGAGCUCACCAGCAGCCGGUCCUGGAUUGGAAACCAGCUGCUCUCUCGCUGUCAGGGACCUGCUGAAGGAGGACGUCCCACUCUGCAACAAGAGCAGAAGCGACCGGGGCAGCGGCAGGCUCUUCCGGAAAGGUAACACGGCAGGGAGGAUGGCGGCGUUGACCCAGGCCUUUCUUUGGCAGGUCCAGCUGCAUUGUUCUUCCUACCGUUCACCAGCAUCCAAAACCAAACCAGACAGCAGUUCGCGGGCCAGCCCAGCUGGGGCCACGCUGGGUGCCAGCCUUGCACCUGACUUCAUCUCUCUCGCUGCAGGAGCACAGAGCCCCUGGUGCCCCAGGGAGGGUCACCUGUGCCCCUCACCCUCUGGCCUCACUUGUUGAGUGUCCUUUGGAAUUGCCGUUGUCAUCUGCUGCUGUUUGCUGAGCACACCCACUGCAUUUUAGACGGUUUGAAACCUGGCCAACUCAGAAUCGCUGUGCUGCUUAGAUGGGCAGACACAGCCUUGCUGUUGUGCAUCUUUUGGGCCCCACUCCCACACGUGUUCUCCCCCUCCCCCCAACGACCAGGCCUCCUGGUGCCUUGUGGGGACUCCAGCAGAGAGCUAGGCUCUCAGUAAGGAGGCCUGAACGCUGUACGGAACUGGUGGGCAGUGGUUCUGGUGGGCACAGGAAUGUUGGUGUCAUUUGAUGUGCUGGUCCUCUUUCUAACAUCACAGUAGAAACCAAACCUUGGAUUUUUACCCAGAAGAGGGGAAAUGGGUCUUUUCAUCAAGGCAGCUCCCUUCUCCACGUCGCUUGCUUCAGAGAGAAGUUUUAAUCUACCAGUGACUGACUGGGGAUUUGCUUCCUGACACCCUGGUAGACCCUCAUCUCUCUGUUCAGGAUAAGGCUGUGGGGAUGGGAAGAAAUACUCUUCUUCUGAUUGCCCUUAGGAGAGGGGCAGUGCUUUUGAAAAUGGGAAUUCCUCCCAUCUUUCCUCCUCCUUCCCUGACACUUAUCUGGCCUGCAAAGCAGAAUGUUGGUGAAAGGGCGGCUUGUACCAACCCCGCAGGCCCAGCCUGGAACCUCUCAGCCAUUCAGUCAAACGGUCCCCCCUCCCGCCUCAAGGCUGUGGCUGAGCCCAUGCUCCUGCCUUGCCUGAGGAUGCUGUGCAGCCCAUGUCAGCCUACAGCCUCCUAAGCCUGCCCAGCAGCCUCACGCCUGGCCCAGUCCUCUCCAGGCUGUGGCCUUGGCAGUGCUCCUGCUCCAUGCAGGAGGCCGCCUCCCGCCGGGCAGCCCUGCUCUGUCAUGCCUCCAGUGCACGCCUGGCCUUCUUGCCAUGGGCUGGGGAGGUGGGGAGCUGCAGCUGAGGUCCUGCCAUCCAGCAGCAUCCCUCUCAUGUACAGAGGUGAUCGCUUCCAGAGCACACGUGCUUGGCGUGCCCUCGGUCUCCUGUAAGCUGGCCCCAGGGUUACUGUGUGCCUCGCAGUGGGACCGCUAGUCCAGGGCCCGGCCGACACCUACUGCGUCCUAAAGGAUGGGGUUGAUUCCCUGAUAAGAGGUGGGGAAAUCCUUCCUGCUGUGUGAACCCCCUGAGACCGGCUGCCUUCAGAAACGGUUUGAGGGGAGGGUGAGAGGAUAACUGUAGGUGCUCUGUCCCCCUGGGUGUGCUUCAGAGCAGAGCCAGCCUUUGGCAGCUUGGCUGGAAGCAUGUCAUCAGGGGCCGAAAGAACUCAACUCCACUUCGUGCUGAGAGCUGGUCGGGCUGGCUUGUCCUGAUUUGGCCCGUCUGGCUGUUUUCUUCGGUCUUAAACACUCUCUGCGGAGGCUUGGCCAGACGCCCCCACGUGUGAGAGGCCACUCCGCGCCAUCCGCCAGGAGGAGACAGAUGCUAAUCUACCUCAGCAGCCACCGCCCUCCCAGCAUCGCUGGCGGGCACGCACGUGGGGGUGCCGGGUGGCGUGGGAGAGGAGGCCAUGGGGUGGAUGGGCCGCCCCGCCCGCCAGGGCCCCUCCUUGGAGGCUCCGUGAUGGGAACUUAUUUUUACCCUCGAGGCUCCGAUAGCCGCAUUAUUAAUAAGUUACAGGUGGCCAGGUUCUGGGGGACUGGGGAGCAGGCCUAGUCAGCUCUAAGCCCGCGUGCGUUCCCACCAGACGUGCAUCAUUGCCGAGGACGUUGUCCAUUUCUGUCCCAAGGCGGAGCUACCAGCAUUGCAGAAACCAGUCAGACCCCUGUGCGUUGGCCGCCUCUGCAGAUGCUCCUUUUGACUGGAAACCCCUGGAGCUGGGCUGGGCGUUCCAGGACGGGUGCCGCUGGGUUUGCUUGGGGGACCUUCUUUCUUGGUACCUUUGACUUUUUAGUAGGGGCCGAGAGGGCGCCCCCUCCUGAUUCCACAACAGAAAAUCCUAUUCCCUGGGUGCCUUUAUAAAAUUCAAGGUGGCUUGAUCGCCCACCACCACGUUGGGUUUCCUUCCUGGGCUUCAGCCUCCCCGUAGGUUUGUCGUAGGCCUGGGGCCGAGAAGGCUGGAAGGUCUGGACCUGACUCACUUCCCUGCUGGGGCCUCAGUGUCCCAGGGAACAGACCCCCCCUUCCUGAUGGUCAGGGCCUCUGUCUCCAGUGGAGAGUGGGCCACAGGCUUGUGAGUCAGGACCGCUGAGUGGUCUUUCUUCCCCUCCCUGCUGCCAUCCUAGCGCACAGCCCUGCUCCUCAGGAGGGACUGGGCACAACUGGAGAAUUGGGUCAUUGACGGAUCGCUUGGAACCUAGCUCGCGUCCCUCCCUGGCCAUGGCUGGCCCAGUGAUAAGCCUUCACCAGCUUCUCACUCUAUCCUGGUUCUUGCGUGAACAGUAACUCCUCCUCUCAAAAGACUGAAAAAGACCUCUGGUCACCCAGCCGCCUUCCCUCCACCAGCUCACUCUUUAUGGAGGUCCGAAAAGCACAGGGACUCCAGCUCUGUGCGGCCUCUUUUUGCCCUAAGCUGAUCCUGUAUCUUUUUGUGUCAUAAGUGCCUUGCCGUGGUCUCCUGGCCUCCAACUGCACUGUGUGGCUGGCCCCAGGCCCCGGUACAGUUACAUGUUAAAGGGACGUGGGUUGUGACAGUUUUGCCUCAUUCAUCUUAGAAACACCCCCCCACCCCCAUUGUCAUGAUUUGGUGGUUUCUGGUUUCUCCUAGCGUCCGAGCGGCUCUGAGGGCCCCUUCGCAGGCACCUGCCUAUCAGGGAAGCUCAGGGCUCCCUAAGCACCAGGCCCCCCAUGCCUCUGGCCCACAUGGUGAGCUACUCAUCCCAGCUCCUCCCACAUGUAAAAGAAAAGGUACCCUUGCUAUAGCCUCUUCUGAUCUAUUCUUCCCAUUCAACCCUAGGUUGAUGCGAUAAGGUGUUUACUCUUACUUCCCGGUCACAAGUGUUACAGAUGCCCGUCUGACGUGGGUCCGGUUGGGCUGUUGCGGAUUCCCCCCCCCUGCCCCCCCGGCCCCGUGCAGCGUCACCUUGUUGAGCAGCAGCUCCCCCUCGCCCGCCCCUUGCCCGCCUCGUCCUCGCUCUUCCGGGUUGUGCAAUAACUCUCCCAGCCAGUGGUCUCUCCCACUGGCCGUCUGUCCCUUCUUGUGCCCGGCCACUGGGGCGGGACGGGACCCACGGAGGGUGGUCAUCACCCCACAGAAGAAACGGUAGCCAUGCUCCCUCUGUCGCUGUCAUUCAUUGUGGCCCUGGUGGCACUCUAGUGGAACACAGUAGCAUCCCCUUAGAAAUCCAAGUAUUUUUAAAACUGUUGGAAAAAGGAAAAAAACCAUCCUCAUGGUGGGGCAUUAAUAAGUCAGCGUCUGGGACUAAGAUCUGUGUGACGCCUGAGGCAUCACCAUUGCUUCCCUGGAAGCGCUGUAGAGUUUCUCGUUCGUGUGGAGAGGAAGGAGGUUUUCCUGGGAAUCGGCCAUGCGUGGACAGCCCUGGGCACCUGAUGGGAUCUGACUGCUUGUAAGUACCACCAUUUCCCUGGGUACAGACUCAAGUGUUUGUGAUGAGACUAUAGACCUCAUUUUUUCAGUUCCUCUUGCUUACUAAACAUCUGAAGGAUGAGCUGAGGCUGCUGGUGUCCUGAGCAACUCAUAAUGCAAAUGUGGACAAAGUGUCUUUUUGUUUUUCUACUUUAGCCUGUUCAUGUUACGGACCAAAUUUCAACAAGGAACUCAAGGAAAAUUUGUACCUGCCGUAUUUAUGCUCUCAUGUAAAAGGGUUUUUUUUGGGGGGGGGGGGGGGGGGGGCUCUUUUUACUUUCAGUGAACUUUUUUCCAAAUUCUUUUCCCACUGUUUCUGUCCGGUUUUAAAACAAAUUACAGUUUUGUAUGGAUUUUUUAAAAUGUAAUUUUGAAACAAAUGAUCAACAAAUAUUUUUGAAAUAACUGAAUAAAAGGCAUAGAAUUAUUAGUCUAA